AUGACAACAAGAUCCCGGCGAAAAGUGGCAACUAUGGAGAACAACUUCAAAAGAUGGACAGAGCAACUCGAUCCACCAGACUGGAGGUUCUGGAUUCUCGAAAAAUUCAGCUUGAGACUUAUUGAGGGUUUCCUUCGCUGGUACCUCAAUACACAUAAUGUUGUGCGAAAGUCGGCUUUCCAAACCCUGGCGAGGUACUUCUCCAUGUUUUGUAAUCAAGAGAGGAGCCAGGAGGCGCCUUAUGAAUUCAAGCAGAAGCUCAAAAGACUCGUGAAUGGCACGCUGUCGGAUCAAUACGAGAUUGAACUAAGCGCGCACGAGCAACCUCCGUUCAACAUCGAUGAUCUCUUGUUUACAACGUAUCAUCUGCUUGUUUGGUGCCCCAUUACCUUUCCGACUGUGCGAAGUAUUUUUCAAUUAAAUACGCUCAGAAAAAUGAUGACUUCAACAAGUGCCCGACCCGGAACCUUGAUCGAAUCGUCGGGAUAUCUCCAUGAAAACGACGCUCUGAAAUGGAAAGAUAUUGAGCUCUUCAUGGUGAAACACCCCGAAAAUCCCACCUCCCAGAUGCUUCUUAUGAGGGUGAGGCAUAGGUUGAACAAGGGUCGAAGGAACGAAGGAGUGCCACCUGUCUACACAUAUACAGAACGGAACGACAACUUGGGACUUUGUGUCAUUCAGGACAUACUUAUGUAUGCUUUUCUCGAUAAUGCCUUCGACAGCCAACACAUCAAAUGCCCUCGAGAUAUCUGGCGCCUCACCGUUAUACCGGAACACCGCCUCAACACCCCCAUCAAUUUCAAGGAAAGUGUCAAGGAAACUCCUAUCUUGCGAGGCGCUAGUCGGAACCAGGCCGGUCUUCUUGUCACGGAUCCUCAGCGUGCCCUUCAAUAUAAUCAAGCGCGACAGUGGGAGGCAGCGGCUAGGCAUCUCGAUGAACAUUCGCGGAAUCGCAUUAUGGGCCAUACCCAAGGCAAAACAUUUGCCAAUUACAUCUCAGUGAUGGAUGACACUCAAUCUAUUUUUAUGGAGACUCCCGCUAGAAAGUCUCUACUUAGCCUUGCCACCCACGCAAGCAUAACGCGGGAUCCUUCCGCGCCGCAAUGCCCUUCCCCUGCGCAGAAAGACUCGGUCGAAUUGGACACCAAAACGAUUGAAUGGAAAAACGAAUGCAAGACACUUCGGACGGAUCUCAUCAUCGAGUACGGGCAGUUGAAAACGGCUAAAGAGUCAGGCGACAAGCGCUCCGGUGAAUUGCAAAAGCUUCAAAACAAAAUCAAGUCAAGGAGAAAGAAACUCUGUGAUUCCGCAAAGAGUAAUGCUCGUGCCGAUUUCUUUCGACAGGUCGGCAAUCGCAUUAUUGAGAGCAACCACUUAGGGGAGCAAAUCAAAUUUACCUCUGAUACCGGCCGAAUACAGCCAGAGAGAAUUACUCUCGCCAAUCUUGAAUUUCAGAACAGAGAUGCUGACAAGAUUGAUGAUGAUGAGUUGACUCAAAACCGAAUUCGGUCUCUGGAACUACGGUUAGAACUCCACAGGCUUCAUGUGCCUAGUGGUCUGAAAGCGCACAUUCGGUUCAAUGAAACCACCUCAAAGGUCACUUCUCGCAAGGAAUCAGAAGAUAUAAAGCCUAAGCAGAUUCUGCAAUGCCCGGUAUGUUUAGGGCGUGCAGAACUUCACCCAGCAGCAAGAGAGUUCUGCUAUGCUCGAAAGGAUGCGCUCCAGCGGCAUUUCAAGACCCAUGAAUUACCCAUGUUCUUCGACAAACCUGGUCGCGUAUGUGAUAUUCCUGGCUGUAUUUACUUUUCUGUUUCUCUUCCUGGUUAUCAGUCCCAUCUAGCCCAGUGCCAUAGCAUCUUUCUUUGA
Penicillium alfredii is the source of this 1866-nucleotide messenger RNA. RefSeq lists its product as uncharacterized. The transcript has 5 exons. Bases 1 to 1866 code for a protein of 621 amino acids. The record is from RefSeq and is a predicted model, not a curated record. NCBI's taxonomy places the organism in Eukaryota, Fungi, Ascomycota, Eurotiomycetes, Eurotiales, Aspergillaceae.